Fusarium graminearum PH-1 is the source of this 1224-nucleotide messenger RNA. RefSeq lists its product as uncharacterized. NCBI's taxonomy places the organism in Eukaryota, Fungi, Ascomycota, Sordariomycetes, Hypocreales, Nectriaceae. The record is from RefSeq and is a predicted model, not a curated record. The coding region runs from base 1 to 1224 and encodes 407 amino acids. The transcript is spliced from 3 exons.
AUGGCGUCUCCUAUUAUCCCCAUGAUUCCUCCUCUGUAUCUCGCGGAGCCUCCACCGGGAUAUACUAGAGUUAUGAAGAACCCACCGACCAGUGCUGGCGCUGUCCUGCCCGCUGGGGUAGCGACUACUGGUGUUGCGCUCAUGAUUGUCAUUAUUCGAAUUCUGACGAGGAAGUUUGUGGUCAAGGGUAAUCUAGGAGUUGAUGACUCAAGUCUAAUCUUCUCUUUUGGCUUUCUAGCCAUGGCAAUGAUGCAAGUUGGCGUUGGAAACCACACAUGGGACGUCCCUAUACGGCCAUAUGUCCCCAUGUUUGGGCAGUACAGCACUGCAUCUAACCUCCUCUACUGCGCCAGCGUCAGUCUCUCCAAGCUCUCCGUCCUCGCCUUCUACCUACGAAUCUCCAUCGACAAACUCGUCCGCCAAGCCGUGUACUUCUGCAUCUCUCUGGUGUGCGCCUAUAGCUUGACCUACGUCUUGCUCAUCGUCUUCCGAUGCUGGCCUAUAAGUGCGACCUUUGACCCACUCCAGCAGGACAAGUGCCUUGAUCUCAGCAUCCUCGCUAUCUACCUCAUCUCCUGCAGUGUUGCAAUGGACCUGUUCCUCAUGAUAAUACCCUUCCGGAUCGUUCAGCCUCUGCAAGUUCCCAUGCGUCAGAAGCUGGGUCUUGCGUUACUCUUUGCAACAGGAGGUUCCAUCAUUGGUGUUACCCUCAGACGACUCUUCAUCACCCUCCCCAUGAUCAAGAGCUACGACUACACUUGGAACCUACCGCCGCAGGUCGUCCUUAGCUUCAUCGAGGUCAACCUGAGCAUCGUCGUCAUCUGCAUCCCGGCCCUCAAGCCUUUCUUCAAGCGCUACAUCCCCUUCCUUAUCCAGUCCAAGAUCCGUUCCCAGGACAAGUCUCCCAAGAACAGCUUCAAUCAGGAGAAGGGAAGCGACUGUCCCAACGUCAUUGAUUCAUAUGAGCUGUCUCACAGAAAGUCAGAUGGUCCUCAAGAUGAAGAGGCAUGUCUAUGGUACAGAGAUCCUGAGCAGGGUGUUGCUGUUGACUCGGAUGGAUUCAGACAAGACACUGAAAGCUUUGACAGCGUGGCCGAUCGUUGUCCUUCUCUGACCCAGAAGCCUGAACCAGCCGUGGUCAGUUUCAGCACCAAGCGGAGUCACAGUUUCAAUGGCAUUGAUGUCAGUAGGGAAACAGUUGUGACGUAUGGUCAAGCAACGUAG